This is a messenger RNA of Pestalotiopsis fici W106-1, 1083 nucleotides long. RefSeq lists its product as uncharacterized. The record is from RefSeq and is a predicted model, not a curated record. Bases 1 to 1083 code for a protein of 360 amino acids. The transcript is spliced from 4 exons. Gene Ontology annotation, molecular function: oxidoreductase activity; zinc ion binding. Lineage: Eukaryota; Fungi; Ascomycota; Sordariomycetes; Amphisphaeriales; Sporocadaceae.
AUGAACGAAAUACUUCCCGUACCAUUAACAUGCAAAGCCGGUGUCGUCACAAGACAUCGGCCCGACUUCCAACUCGAAGUCGUUGAGGUGCCUGUCCCCGUGCCAGGACCCAAUGAGAUCCUCAUUCGUCUGAACGCAACGGGCAUAUGCUAUAGCGAUAUCCACUACAUGCUUGAAGACUUGCCCUUGCCGCGCAUGGGAGAUUAUGGGGUUCGAUCGCCUGGCCAUGAGGGCGCCGGUGUCGUUGUCAUGGUUGGGUCGCAGGUCAAGAAUUGGAAAAUUGGGGAUCGUGCAGGCAUAAAGCCUACGUGGGAUACUUGCAUGGCUUGCGAGCUAUGCUGGGGUUCCCAUGAAUGUCAUUGUCCGCAAGCUAUACCUACGGGUCUCAAAGUUCCCGGAACGUACCAGCAGUACAUUGUCAGCCCCGCCAGAUAUGCUUCUCCCAUUCCUGAUCGCGUCGACGAUUAUUGUGCAGGUCCGAUCAUGUGUAGUGGUUCGACUAUAUACCGAUCUAUUGUAGAAUCUGGCGUUCGCCCAGGCAACUGGAUCGCCAUUUUGGGCGCCGGCGGAGGUGUAGGUCACAUGGGUGUUCAAUUAGCAAAGGCCAUGGGGCUUCGAAUAAUCGGCGUCGACUCUGGGGAGAGCAAGCGAAAUUUAUGCCUUGACCUCGGUUGCGAGGCUUUCGUUGACAUUUCAACGACGAAAGAGAUGGCAUCAGAGGUGCGACGGCUUUCUUCAGGCCAAGGUGUCGAUGCCGUCUUCGUUACGGCCACAUCAGCAUCCGCUUAUCGCGCAGCGACUAGCAUGGUUCGGGUCGGUGGGAGAGUCAUGUGCGUGGGAAUGCCAGCAUCUGGGACGGCCAUCGCCGGUGAUGAUCCCAUGAUCUUGAUCUUGAAUAACAUCAAGAUUAUCGGUACUCUAACAGGGUCACUGAAAGAUACCCAUGAGGCCCUAGAAUUCGCAGCACGGGGCCUUCUGAAGCCAGUCUACCAGGUCUUUAGUCUUGCCGACCUCCCAGAAGUUGUGAGUUCUUUGAGGCUUGGCAACGUGACUGGUAGAUGCGUGAUCGACUUUAAUGCAUAG